AUAGCCAUCCGWGCUUGUUUCCUUGGCUUUGUGUUUGGCUGCGGUGUGCUACUAAGUUUUAGCCAGUCUUCCUGGAAUCACUUUGGCUGGUAUGUGUGCUCACUGUCAUUAUUCCACUAUUCUGAAUACUUAGUGACAGCUGUCAAUAAUCCCAAAAGCCUGUCAUUGGAUUCCUUUCUCCUGAAUCACAGUCUGGAGUACACAGUGGCUGCUCUUUCUUCUUGGAUAGAAUUCACACUUGAAAAUAUCUUUUGGCCAGAACUGAAGCAGAUCACCUGGCUCAGCACCAUGGGGCUGCUGAUGGUGGUCUUUGGAGAGUGCCUGAGGAAGGCUGCCAUGUUCACAGCUGGCUCCAACUUCAACCACGUGGUGCAGAAUGAAAAGUCAGACACCCACACUCUGGUGACAAGCGGAGUAUACGCAUGGUUCCGGCACCCUUCCUACGUGGGGUGGUUUUACUGGAGUAUUGGGACUCAGGUGAUGCUGUGUAACCCCAUCUGCGGUGUCGUUUAUGCCCUGACAGUAUGGCGAUUCUUCCGUGACCGGACAGAGGAAGAAGAAAUAUCACUGAUUCACUUCUUUGGAGAGGAGUACCUGGAGUAUAAAAAGAGGGUGCCCACAGGUCUGCCUUUCAUAAAGGGAGUCAAGGUGGAGCUAUGAUGGGCGGGGGCCUCGAGGGACCACGGGCCACUGGCCCCAUGUAGCCCAGGACAAAACUGCUUUCAUUGGCCCCUGAGGAAUGAAUUUUCUUAAUUAUUUUGUAUGUCACUAAUUACUGUUCUGGAUGUCACCCCAAGACCAAAUGGUCAGAAGGCCUUAGGACCAAAGGACCCCCUGGAGCAAUCCGUUCUUUUGCUGAAUCAAGGCAGGACAUAGAUUAAUAAUGAACAAGAAACAAACUACAGCAAUAUUCAUCCGUGCCCCUUCUCAAGUGCCCUGGUGAGAAUCCAGGCCACAGUCCAGUGCCCUGAGGCCAGAGUGUAUUUGCUAUUUGCGUUGUCCCAGGUCUCCCCAGGAGAGGCGGAUGCUGCUGCUGCAGAGCUUCUGCUGCAGAAACAGUGGUGGGUGUGUCGCUGCUUAUCAGCAUUAAAAAAUGUGUUGAAAACCUUUAAUU
Messenger RNA from Urocitellus parryii (Arctic ground squirrel), 1114 nucleotides. The record is from RefSeq and is a predicted model, not a curated record. NCBI's taxonomy places the organism in Eukaryota, Metazoa, Chordata, Mammalia, Rodentia, Sciuridae.